This is a messenger RNA of Temnothorax curvispinosus, 3996 nucleotides long. RefSeq lists its product as uncharacterized. The transcript is spliced from 4 exons. The coding region runs from base 1 to 3996 and encodes 1331 amino acids. Gene Ontology annotation, molecular function: zinc ion binding; nucleic acid binding. The record is from RefSeq and is a predicted model, not a curated record. NCBI's taxonomy places the organism in Eukaryota, Metazoa, Arthropoda, Insecta, Hymenoptera, Formicidae.
AUGCCUGAAGGUUUGGAGACGUUAAGGCGUCAGCGCGGAACGUGCAAGGCGCGUCUCACACAUUUUGAGACGUUCAUAACCGGGUUUAGCGAAAGUGGCGAACCGGUAGAAGCUUUAAAAGCGAAAAUCAAAUUCGUACAAAAUUCAUGGUCUCAGUUUGAUAGAGUGCAAUCGCAAAUCGAAACGUUAGACGGGGAUGAUGCGGAGCGUCCGGUCAUCGAGGAUCGAUACUGUCUCCUUCUUGGUCGUGCUCGUGCCCUCGUAAAUACAUUGACCCGCCCUGCAGGGGCAAAUCGCGAACAUGCAGAUGUUGGUAACGCAAAUAACGGUAUUAAAGUCAAGCUGCCAGCGAUAAACCUUCCGGUGUUCGACGGAAAUCCGGAAAAAUGGCUAGAGUUUCGAGACAGCUUUCAAGGGCUCAUAGAUGGUAAUUGCGAGCUAACAAACAUUCAGCGUAUGUAUUAUCUUAGAUCAUCUCUGAAAGACCGAGCCGCAGAAGUUAUUCAGUCUUUAGAGUCCUCCGCGGAAAAUUACCCGAUCGCUUGGAAUCUCUUGACGAAAAGGUUUGAAGAUAAACGCGCUAUUGCCAGCAGGCAUUUGCAAUUAUUGUUGGAUGUUUCGGUCAUGCAAAAGGAAUCGGGAAACCAAUUGAGACAAACUCUCGACGGUAUUCUUCGUCAUAUUCGGGCAUUAGAGUCGCUCCGAGCAAAUACCUGGGAUACAAUUAUUAAUCACUUAAUGAUCGCAAAGUUUGAUUCCGCCACUCGCCGUAAGUGGAGAUCCCACAUAAAAGAUAAGGAAGAUAUCACGGUUGCCAGCUUGACUGAAUUUCUCGAGGAGAGAUGCUCCAUAAUCGAGCCUGAAACAAGCAGAUCAGUUUCGGGAAAGCCACAGAGAAACAAAUCGAUGUCGCAGCAAAGGAAAGUCGACGGUUCAACCGCCUUCGCGAGCACGAGCAAGGAGAAUCGAUCAAUGCGUAAAUGUACAUUUUGCGACGAGGAAUCACACAUGAUGUACGCGUGCAAUAAGUUCAAGGACUUAACCGUUCUUCAGAGAAUAUCCGCGGUAAACGAACGAAAACUCUGCCGCAAUUGUUUGCGUCCUAAUCACUUCGCGCAAGAUUGUCAAUCGUCUGCAUGCAAGAAUUGCAAUGCUAAGCAUAACACGUUAUUACAUCCGAGCAACCAUGCCGAAAAGGUGGUAAAUUCAGAAAUCGCGAAUGCGAGUAGCGUUAGCGUUGGGAACGCAAGGCAACAAGAUUCGAGCGUUAAUUGUAAUAGCGUCAGUUUCCCGGUGCAAUCUAGAGUGCUGUUGUCUACGGCCCGCGUAUGGAUCACGAUGCUUCUGUAUAAUUGCUCAGUAGGAGCCCUGGCCUCAUCAAUUAAUCUCACGGAAUGCGCAUCUACGGUAAUUCAGUCUCGACAUACCGCGUAUCGAGCCAAGGUUCAAUUCCUAAUAGUAAAACAAAUAAUAGAACAAUUGCCGCUCUCAAAGAUAGCUGUAGAUCAGUUGCGAAUUCCUCCGAAUAUCAAGCUCGCCGAUGAGAGAUUCUACAUUCCCGAUAGAGUCGAUGCGAUAUUAGGCGCGAGCGUGUUUUGGGAGUUGUUAUGCAUCGGACAAAUCAAGCUUGGUAAAUCCUUACCGAUCUUACAGAAAACGCAUCUGGGAUGGGUCGUGUCGAGAGACGUUGCGUUAGGCGAUCCACCAAGGUUUUAUAUUUGUUGCUUCUCAUCGGAGGCUACGCUUCAUAAUCAAAUCGAGAAAUUUUGGAAGAUCGAGGAGGUUGAGCAUAAAGCCGUUAUGUCGAGCGAUGACGAGAUUUGCGAGCGUCAUUUCAUGAAGACUCAUUGGCAGGACGAUACCGGGCGUUUCACCGUGAGCCUUCCUUUCAAAGGCAAUCCCAGCGAAUUGGGAGAAUCCCGCAGCUAUGCUUUGAAGUUGUUUUACAAGCUGAAACGAAGGUUAGAAAAGAAUGCGAAGCUUCGAGAGGACUACGUGAAAUUUAUGAACGAAUGCAUCGAGUUCAAUCACAUGUCCGUCAUCAAUUCUGAGCAAGAGGAGCCUGUUGCGGUGUAUUAUAUUCCGCAUCAUCCGGUCGUUACCCACGAAGGGGGUAAGCUACGCGUGGUGUUCAAUGCUUCGGCGAAGACUUCCUCAGGGAAAUCGUUGAACGACAUACUUCGAGUGGGUCCUAACAUCCAGCAAACUUUAUUCGCAAUCGCAUUGCGUUUUCAACAGCAUCUGUACGUCAUAACGGCGGAUAUUGUAAAAAUGUAUUGCCAAGUAAACCUCCAGGAGGAUCAAAGGCAUCUUCAACGCAUCCUAUGGAAACCUAGCAUCGACGGGCCCAUUCUGGAUCAUCUACUUCUCAUGAUAAUUUAUGGCAACGCAGCGUCGGCGUUUCAGGCCAUACGGUCGUUACAUCAAGCCGCCCACAACGCACGCAAAUCUUACCCGGCUGCGAGCCAAAUCAUCAUUCGAGACUUCUACGUUGACGAUCUGUUGACCGGUUGCAAUGAUCUCGAUGAGCUGCGAGCGCUCAAGGAUGAACUCAUAUCGGAUGAAUCGUUGCCAAUCAACCUGCACACCGAAUGGACCACGUACGUCCAGGAGUUAAGCUCCAUCAAUGACAUCUCCAUACCUCGAGUGAUCAUCUGCAAGGAUCCGGUUCACAUAGAGCUCCACGGUUUCUCGGAUGCUUCGGAAAGCGCGUAUGGAGCGUGUAUAUAUCUACGCUCAGUUGAUGCCACGGGAAAUGUUACUAUUCGAUUAGUGUGUGCGAAGUCCAAAGUCGCCCCACUAAAGACGCUGUGUAUUGCGCGUCUCGAGUUAUUAGCAGCACUCUUACUCUCGAAAUUAGCUUAUUCAACGACUCAAGCACUUACGAUAACGCUUCCUGAUCGAUUUUACUGGUGUGAUUCGGAAAUAGUUUUAGCCUGGAUUCAUGGCGAGCCUCACAUCAGGAAGGCCUUUGUGGCGAAUCGACUAACCGAGAUUCACCAAUUAACUUCGCAAGAGCAAUGGAGACACGUCAGAUCUGAGGACAACCCCGCAGAUGUGAUCUCGCGCGGAAUCAGACCUAGUCAGUUGAAGGACUUACGCCUUUGGUGGCACGGACCCCAAUGGCUACAGCAUCCCGAGGAUCAAAUUAACCUGCCUACUCCGAAACCUAAUGGCGAGGUUCCCGAAACCAAGAAAUCUACCGUUUUGGCCACUCAAGUCAUCGAAACGAAUGACAUCCUCAAGAAGUUUUCAUCUUUGUCGAAGCUUAAAAGAGUCAUCGCCUAUUGUUUGCGAUGGAAGGAGCGUCCAAAACCUUCGCAGACUCAGCAAAUGAGGCCAUUCUCCGCAUGGUACAAGCGGAGCGUUUUGGUCGAGAAGUUCUCGAAUUACCGGCUGAGCAGAGAGUCAGGCACGAUAGUGCACUCAUUACGCUGCACCCAUUCUUGGAUAGCGACAACCUUAUUCGAGUUGGUGGACGCCUGCGUAACGCCCCGCAAAGCGUUGUUAACUUACGAAGAAAUGUACACCGUGUGCACUCAGGUUGAAGCCGUGCUUAACUCCCGUCCAUUAACGCCGAUCUCUAAUGACCCCACCGAUCUCACUGCCUUGACCCCUGGUCAUUUCUUAAUCGGUGAGGCACUCACAAGCAUUCCGGAGCCAAAUUGGUCUGAGGUGCCAUCCAAUCGACUUACUCGGUUUCAAUACGUUGCAAAAUUGACCCAACAUUUUUGGUCAAGAUGGUCGAAUGAGUAUUUAUCGAACCUUCAGCAGAGGUGCAAAUGGAAUCGCGAGGAUCAAGCGUCGAAGAUUGAGAUUGGAGCGAUGGUUGUCUUACGCGACGAGCAAGCGUCACCCAUGCGUUGGGCGUUAGGGAGGAUAGUGGAGUGCCACUCCGGUCAUGACGGAAUAACGCAAGUUGUCAGUGUAAAGACUUCUAAGGGAGUCACAAAACGCGCUCUGUCGAAGAUAUGUUUGUUACCCAUCGAGGUCUAA